Molecule: messenger RNA, 707 nt
Organism: Lathyrus oleraceus (garden pea)
Lineage: Eukaryota; Viridiplantae; Streptophyta; Magnoliopsida; Fabales; Fabaceae
Exons: 2
Coding region: 5-637 (210 amino acids)
Source: RefSeq, a predicted model, not a curated record
UCCCAUGGCACGUGGCCUAUGGCCUAUGGCCUAUGGAGCACUAGGUCCGGUCGAAAAAUCGAGGAUUGUUGGAAAUGCUCCGAGACUUUGGAGUCCCUUAACAUUUGUUGGAAUAGAAGUCCAUGCAAAAAUUGGGGUACAAAUUCAUUGUGUAGGCCAAGUUAUUGUCCUUCCCGCCUCUCGUCCCAUGGCACGUGGCCUAUGGCCUAUGGCCUAUGGAGCACGCGUUUCGGUCGAAAAAUCGAGGAUUGUUCGAAAUGCUCCGAAACUUCUAAGUCCCUCAACAUUUGUUGGUAUAGAUGUGCAUGCAAAAUUUGGGAUUCAAAUUCGUUGUCUAGGCCAAGGUUUUGUCGCUCCCGCCUCUCGUCCCGUGGCACGUGGCGUUUCGACGAUUAGUUCCGGUCGAAAGUCGAGAAUUAUUCGAAAUGCUCCGAAACUUUGCAGUCCCCCAACAUUUAUUGGAAUAGACGUCCAUGCAAAAAUUGGCAUCAAAAUUCGUUGUCUAGGCCAAGUUUUGAUGUUCCCGCCUCUCGUCCCGUGGCACGUGGCCUAUGGCCUAUGGACCACCCGUUCGGUCGAAAAAUCAAAGUUGUUCGAAAUGCUCCGAAACUUUGCAGAUCCUUUCUAUAUGUAUUGAGGAAAGAUCAUGCAAAAAAUCGGCUCAAAAUUCAUUGUUCCGACUAGGAUUCCGUUGGUUUCCGUCCGCA